Molecule: messenger RNA, 3546 nt
Organism: Galeopterus variegatus (Sunda flying lemur)
Lineage: Eukaryota; Metazoa; Chordata; Mammalia; Dermoptera; Cynocephalidae
Product: neurexin-3-beta
Exons: 3
Coding region: 1-1065 (354 amino acids)
Source: RefSeq, a predicted model, not a curated record
AUGAUGAGAGCUUCAGACAAUCAUAGUGAGGAAAUAAAUGUGGAGAAGAUGACACGGGAGCCAACAUCAGAUGACCUUGUUUCAUCUGCUGAAUGUUCAAGUGAUGAUGAAGACUUCAUCGAAUGUGAGCCGAGUACAGGAGGUGAAUUAGUUAUCCCUCUUCUUGUAGAAGACCCUUUAGCUACCCCUCCUAUUGCUACUCGUGCACCUUCCAUUACACUCCCCACUACCUUUCGCCCCCUCCUCACCAUUAUUGAGACCACCAAAGAUUCCCUGUCCAUGACCUCUGAGGCGGGGUUACCUUGCUUGUCGGACCAAGGCAGCGAUGGUUGUGAUGAUGAUGGCUUGGUGAUAUCUGGGUAUGGCUCAGGGGAAACCUUUGACUCUAACCUGCCCCCUACUGAUGAUGAAGAUUUUUACACCACCUUCUCCUUGGUAACAGAUAAGAGUCUUUCCACUUCAAUCUUCGAAGGUGGCUACAAAGCACAUGCGCCCAAGUGGGAAUCCAAGGACUUUAGACCUAACAAAGUCUCCGAAACUAGUAGGACUACUACCACAUCUUUGUCCCCUGAGCUGAUCCGCUUCACAGCUUCCUCCUCGUCUGGGAUGGUGCCCAAAUUGCCAGCUGGCAAAAUGAAUAACCGUGAUCUCAAACCCCAGCCUGAUCUAGUCUUGCUUCCGUUGCCCACUGCCUAUGAGCUAGACAGCACCAAACUGAAGAGCCCACUAAUUACUUCCCCCAUGUUCCGUCAUGUGCCCACAGCAAACCCCACGGAGCCGGGAAUCAGACGGGUCCCGGGGGCCUCAGAGGUGAUCCGGGAGUCGAGCAGCACAACAGGGAUGGUCGUCGGCAUUGUGGCUGCUGCCGCCCUGUGCAUCUUGAUCCUCCUGUACGCCAUGUACAAGUACAGGAACAGGGACGAGGGGUCCUACCAGGUGGACGAGACGCGGAACUACAUCAGCAACUCGGCGCAGAGCAAUGGCACGCUCCUCAAGGAGAAGCAGCAGGGCUCCAAGGGCGGCCACAAGAAGCAGAAAAACAAGGACAGAGAGUACUACGUGUAAGCACGUGAAUUCAAAGCGGAAUUAUUUACACAUCAAUCGAUAACUGCUUGGACCAGGAGAUUUGACAGAUGUCAGAACUGUGACAACUGGGAGAUGGGGUAUACCAUCACUCUGGUGGGGAAAACCAUUUUUAACAGGACACACACAAAGAUGUAUCUAUGUAUACAGUUCAGCCGUGGCUGCUAGGUGUCAGCCGUGGCUCGGAGACAGAAAGUUCUUUCUGCCCUGCUGUAUCAUAAAGCACACACUGAAUGCUCUGGAGCAAGCCCAUGGCUCCACCACUUCUGCAGACUUGGAAGCUUCCUUCUGUUGAGGACCUUUUACAAAAGGUAGAAGACUUCAUGACUUACUUGUUCCAUAACUCCAAGUGAGUCUGUAAUGAUGUUUGUGAAGCUUGACUGUAACAAUAGUUUUGGGUUUUUUUCUUUCUUUAUUUUUAAUUUUUGGUUUAAUUAUGUAAAAACAAAAAAAACAAAAAAAGUUAAAAAACAAACAAAACAAAACAAAACAAAACCCCAACCCUUAUCUGUUCUGGCCAGUGUGUGUGUAACUUUCCAAGAUCUGAGGGGAAAAAUGGCUUUUGGGUUUCUGUUUAAUUUUUUUGAGAAUGACUGGACAUAAGUUAAGAAAACAGAAAAAAAAAAAAACCCUCAGAAAACAAAAGUAAGAGAGACUAUUGCCAUAUGAACUCAGAAGCUACCAUGGUGUUCACUCUACAUAUCAGAUUGUGGUGUCUCUAGAGUCUGUUGUUUGUUUUCUAUAAAAUGCUUUGUUGAAUACAUAGUAAAACCCAUGUGAUGGAUAAUAACAUUGAUUUAAAAAGCUGGUCCCCCAGGAUCUAAUUUCAGAAUUUGCCACCUGAACUCUGAACAGAUGGGUUUAGGGCUGGUUUUAUCAGAGCUAUUGGCUUUACUUAACAAUAGUGCUCCUGUUCAUUAACCCAGCCAAAUUGUGCUAAAACUAAAACACAGCCUUUCCUAGGAAGGGGAAACGGGGGGUGGGCUGGAUCUGUAACUGAUUGAAAUGCAUGCAGAUAAAAAAGAAAAGACAAUACUAAAGUCUGUACAAUAAACAAAACAGUCAAUAGGGGAGUCCAACUUGUGAUGGAACCACAAAAGGUCACACAAGCCAAACAUGUCAUGACCGAGUGCAAAAUACAUAGUUCUUUUCCCACCCCCAACAUGAUAAUGGCUUUUAUAGUGGUUUAAUUUUGUAGCCUGACACUUAUGAAUAACUCUACCCUUCCAUUUGCUCACUUCUCCCUUCACCCAUCUUUUUAAAAAAACAAAUAAAUAAAUAAAUGAAUAAAGCUGCUGUGACACACACAAAAGGAAUUUAAUAGUACUAUAUAUAUAUAAAUAAAUAUAUAUACAGAUAUAUUUAUCAUGGUAUGUUUGAUGGGAUGACUGACACAGGAAAUCUGUUAAAGUCUUGAAGUGGAAUGAGAAUGUUGUUUUAAAAUAAAAUAGCAAAACAACAAAAAAGUGAACCUGAAAAUGUGAAGAAAGUAUGAGUUUUAGUUUUGUCACAGUUAACUGUGUCAAAGAGAAUUAAAAAAAAAUCUUCUCAGAUUUUGUUUACAUAUUUUACUACAUUUUUGCUGGUAUAAUUCCUUAGCCACCUUUGUACAUACUGCUUUAAGAACUGUCCUUUCUUUUCUAUUUGUUUAUCUUGGUUUGGUUUGUAUUCCAGUUGUCUUUUUCCUUCCUUUAUGUAAAGAGGAAACAAUGUACAGAAAAACAAUAAACUGGUUGUAUGGCCAAGCUAUCCAAACAGCAAGAGACAGAGCAAGACAAAUAUUCACAGAAAAAUGAAGUGUGUCCUCUGGAGGGUCAGAUGUAUACAAUUUCUUUUGUACAGAUGAAAAUCAAUCAGCUGUUUAGAUUUAGAAAUCUACUCCUGCUGGUCUUUGUAAGUUGCAUGAAUAUUUGACUUUGAAAAAAUAUCUUAAAGACAUGGGGCAAAAAGCGCAAUCUAAACAAUGGUAGCCUUUACUAAUGUGUUUGGAAAGAGGUUUUCCUCAUUACCUGAUAUUUCAAUGUAUUAAGAGUUUUUAUUUUGCCAUUAAAAAAGACAGAAUUAUAAAGAGAUAUCAAAGCACGAUUUCAGAUAACCUAAAUGGCCCAGCUUAUAUGAAAUUGAUUAUAUCUCGAUGUCUGUAAAAGAUUGCUGUUCUUGGAGUCUUAAGGUCUUGUGAACUGAUUUCCUGCUUUCUUUCUUUACAUUUUUUUAUUUGAGUAAAAAUACAUUUGUUAUAUUCCUUUUAGUGUAAGUUUCUAUUUGGACAAUUUUAUGGGAACAUGUGCAUUCUGUAUGUGAGCUUCUAUCAUAUUCUUGUUGUUUUAUUAGCAGACCCUACAGGAAUUUAUUUUAUGAUGUUGUGACAUUACUGCUUUUUAUUUUUCCUUUUCUCUUUUAUUUCAUAUUUGCAUUUUCGUUCAAGGAUAUGCUUAGCAAUAAAAUGUUCUUCCCAAAAUCUUG